UAGUUUUAUAUUUUAACACAAUGAAGUCUAAAAAAUCUAUAGCUUUCGUUGAAAAACUAAUUGAAACAAUGCAUAGCUCAGACUUGGAAGAUAGUGAGAGGCAAACCAAAAGCAGAUCACGUUCAUCCAGUUCUCAUUCAGUAAGAGAGGAGGGCGGCAGUAAUCGUAAGGUGCUUGAUCAACUAAAUCAGGAAUUUGAUCAGGAUAUUGUACGCUUGGAACAUUCUAUAUGCUCAUUGGAAUUUCGCGAGAAAUCAUUGGCCACCGCAUGGAUAGCCAAAUUGAAAACAACUCAACGAAAAGUCCAUGAGGCCAAAGCAAGAAAUCAAAUUCUAGCCUAUAUAUUGAAAUGUGUAAAUGAAAAUGUAUUUAAUCAUGAGCCAUUCAAUAAGCCACCACCCAGUCUCAGUUUGUCCACCAUUAAGGCAACUUUGCAUCUAACAUAUAAUACCACAUGCAUGGCUACGGCCAGUCAGCAAGAGAAAAAUAAAUAUCUUAGCGAGUUAUUUAACAAUUGUUACGAUGCUGGCGAUUUUCUAUCCCAAUUGCCUGUGCCACGUGAUGGUGCAUUCUUUGUGUUGCAUAUGCGUCCAAAUUUACAGUGAAUUUCAUUUCUUUUGUAAAACCAAAUUAGCAAAUACAAAAAAAGUACGUGACACCGCAAUUUACUUAGUUUUCCAAUUUGUGUGGCAGGCCCAAAAACCA
Molecule: messenger RNA, 705 nt
Organism: Drosophila willistoni
Lineage: Eukaryota; Metazoa; Arthropoda; Insecta; Diptera; Drosophilidae
Exons: 4
Coding region: 21-605 (194 amino acids)
Source: RefSeq, a predicted model, not a curated record